Messenger RNA from Charadrius vociferus (killdeer), 1641 nucleotides. RefSeq names its product ankyrin repeat domain 33 (gene ANKRD33). The coding region runs from base 1 to 1641 and encodes 546 amino acids. The record is from RefSeq and is a predicted model, not a curated record. The transcript has 6 exons. NCBI's taxonomy places the organism in Eukaryota, Metazoa, Chordata, Aves, Charadriiformes, Charadriidae. Gene Ontology annotation, molecular function: protein binding.
AUGUCCCCCGAGCGCCCGCAGAGGGUGGUGGCAGUGUCCCCCAUCACACCCCCCAUGCGGGUCCCCGUCUGUCCCCCCGCCCUCAUGCCCAAAGCCCCGGGGGACAGCUACAUUUUCCUUCCUGGUUGGAGCCGUGAUGCUGCCCAGCCGAAGAGGGACCCGCGGGGAAAGUCUGAGCAGCCCCAGGGGGGAGUGAACAGUCCGGAGUGUCCCCUCAUCCUCCCAGGAGAGGCUCCUGGCCCCCGGCAGGGCUCGGGGCCAAGCUGGGCUCCCUGCCCCGGGCCGGGCCGGAUGACAGAUGCCUGCAGUGGAGGAGAACAUGCAGCAGCCCCCGCUUCCAGCCUGGAUCCCUCUGACCCGGAGCUGCACUAUGAGGAGGAGGAGGAGGAGGAGGAGGAGCCCUCGGACACCAGCAGCAUCUUCUCUGAUGACUCCGUUUACCCUUGCUAUGAGCCCUCCCCGGGGGCUGGUGGUGCCAGGGACCUCAGCCUCUACCAGUGCUGUGCCAGGAAUGAUGCCAAGCUGCUGCGGGAGAGGCUGGAGCAUGGGGUGACCCGGAGUGAGGCCACGGAGCUGGACAUCAACGGGAGGAACGGGCUGAUGGUCGCCUGCUACAAGGGCUUCGUGGACAUCGUGCCCCUGCUGCAGAAGUGCCCCUACAUAAAUAUCAACCAGCAGGACAAGGACGGGAACACGGCCCUCAUGAUGGCUGCCCAGGCAGGACACAUCACCAUCGUCAACUACCUCCUCAACUACUACCCUGGGCUCGAGGUGGACAAGCGGGACCCUCGAGGCCUGACAGCGCUGAUGAAGGCUGCAGUGCAGGGGCGGCAGGACUGUGUGGCCGCCCUGCUCAUGGCUGGAGCAGACUUACAAGCGGUGGAUCCCGUCAAGGGGAAGACAGCCAGGGAGUGGGCAGCCUUCACUGGCCGCUUCGAGACAACCGUGCGGAUCCGAAGCCUCCUGCAGCACCCGCGGGCCGAGCAGUUUAGCACUCGGUACCGGCCCGAGUGGCCAGCCCUGGCCGAGCUGGGAGCCAAGGCUCUGAGCCCCAAAACCAGGGGCAAGAGGCUGUCAGACAAGAUCCGAUCAAUGUUCACCUUCAACUUCCCCCACGAUCCCGAGGAGGAUGGCAUGAUGGACCACAUGGUGAGGAUGACCACCUCCCUCGCCAGCCCUUUCGUGGCCACUGCUUGCCAAACCAUCUGCCCUGACAGCCCCCCUGAGGUGGGCAAGCACAGGCUGUCCGUGCCAGAGAUCCUUGGGCAGCACAUGCCAGAUCCAGAUGCUGAGCCAGAACAUACCUCAUGCCCCGGCACUGGUGCAUCCUCUUGCAAUGGCCAAGCCAUGUCGGAGAUCCGACUCCUGCCGCCGCGCCGGCCGGACAGGGGCCUCCUGAGCUUCCUGCCCCUGCGGCUGCGGUGCAGGAACAGCAUUUUCCCCGGAGAGCCCAUCCCGAAAAUCAAAGUGAGCAAAGCCUCCUUCCCACCGGCCCGCUCGAAGGAGCGGAGGCAGCGUGGGGGGGACAAGAACCUGCUGCAGCCUCCCAAGUGGAGGUACAAGGAGCUGAAGGAGGAGAAGAGAGCGGCCAAGGAGGCAGAGAGUGAGGAGAAAAAGAAGAAAAGGGGGAAGAGAUGCUAA